ACCUACAUAGAUACAAUACAUGAGAUUACCAAUAGUAUGUAAUAAGACUUGUUAUGUACAUAUAUACUAUACUUAAUAGACACAGUCUCACCGUAUUAUCAAAUGUCGAACCUCGAGGUCUUAUCAACGUGCCUACCUAUAUACAAAUAAACUAUUUGCUUAUCACUGUCUCCGCUAUUGGUGUACGGAGUCGAUAGAUAACCAUGCACAUGGCCGCGUUAAACUGUUGCUUUAUUUAUUGUGGUGAUAUUGUGUAAUUGCGUUAAAUUAAAUUAUAAUGAUUACAAAAUUAUUGUAAAUUAUUGGUCGUCUAGAAAAAUAUUUUUUUAUGUUUAAAUCUCCUCACAUUUAAGCAUAAUGGGUGAUGAUCAAUCAUUCGUAAAUAGUUACCCCAGUGUGCAACCUCCACCCGAUGAAGGAGUAAUUUCAGUGGAUGUCUCAAGAGACGCGCUAGUUGACUCUAUGACCGACAUGUCGGAAACUCCAAUUCCACCUGAUAUUAUUACGUCUGUUGUUACAACUACAGAGAAUGAGGAUGAGAAUGGAAGAUUAACCCUAGCAUAUGAGAGGCUCUAUGAAAUACCAAAAACUAUUGUGGAAAGGUUUUCUGACCACAUCAAGUACCUGGAUAUAAGUCAUAAUAAGAUUACAAACCUAGAUGCUUUGGUAUACUUCAAAAGCCUCACGUCACUGAUAGCUGAUGACAACCCACUCACAGAAAACUGUUGCUUGCCUCCGCUGCCAAAACUAGAGCUGUUGUGGUUGAAUCGUUGUAAGAUAGCAUCCUUGUACCCAUGGGUGGGUAAGCUGAAGGAGUCAUGUCCUAAUCUCCAGUACCUGUCCCUGAUGGGAAACCCCGCUGCGCCCAGUUAUUUCAAUGGAGGCACUUUCUACGAGUACCUACAAUACAGACUUUUCGUAAUAUCCCAGUUCCCGUCUCUAAACCACUUGGACGAUCGCAGGGUGACAGAAGACCAGAGACUUGAGGCUCAAAGGCUUUACAAAAGACCGUUCUUCGAAAGAAUGGUGAAGCCAGCCGGUCUUUCGCAGAUUGUGAACACAUCAGUCACAUGGAACACCUUCCAGAAUAAGAUUAACAACUUUCUCGGUAAGGAUAAACAGGGUAACCGGAAUUUGUUGAUAUAGUAAAAUAGACCUUAAGCGUUCUGUUAUAGAGUUGAAACAGUAGUAAAGUCGGAAUUGCUUAGCUAACUGUUCGUAAUAAAGCGGUGUAGUGCAAUUUAGUUGUGUAGGAGUUAUGAUGAUACUUUUGUUUUCUGAUGGGGCUAUUGUUUAUAAGCCAACACUGAAGACAAAUUCAGGCAAUUGAACAACAGAUGGCGCGCUUAUCAAAUAUUCAAAUCGUGGGCCAUUUUGCUCUCAUUACGGUAACCCAGUUUCUCCUUCAUAAUUGAACUCCGAAAAUUAUGUUUGACAGUAGUUUGUUCGUUAUAAUAUUUCAAGAACAACUUAUACCUGGAAACGUAUUUGAUUUUUCGCUGUAGUAUCUAAUUAGGUGUAGUGUCUAAUACAUACAAAAUAAUAGUAUUUUUUGAGCCCUUCCAAUGUAUGAACUUCAACUAAAAUAACUUGGAAAACGUACCGUAUAAUACAGAUCUAUUCAUCAAAUCGCAAGUAACAUCUCCAUGCUUUUUUCGCUUAGAACUAAAUUCGCCUGAUUAUAAACACGAACCCAAAUGUAUAGACAAUUAAAAAGCUUCGCAAAGUUAUACUAUCUGAAAUCUCUUACUAUUGAGAACAAGUCUGAAAAUCAGACUUCAAAUGAAGGUUGUUAAUAACUAUCCUGCCAAAAUAUUUCUAAAUCUUUGUAGUUGAAUAAUAUUAAUCUUUAACGGUCUAAGCUAUAAGUAAGUAUAAAAUUACAUAAAAAAUUUCUUAAAACUCGACUGCAUUUUUUUAUUGUAUUUAUAAAAAAAAUAUUUGUUGAUAUCCAAUUUCUUAUGUACUAUCAAUAGAUAAUAAGUAUGUUUGAUUAUUAGGAUAAAUCUAACAAUAUACAUUGAAUAUGUUAAAGUCAUAUCCCCUGUAUAAGCUACAAUCUUUCUUCACCUUUCCUUACUUUACUUAUCCCAAGUUAUUCGAGGUCGAUACAAUAAAACCUUUUUUCCAUUCUUCCUUAUUAGACCUCAUUUUAUCAUCAACUCCUUUCUCCUUCAUAUAAUUCUUUAUACAAACCAUCUGUUCUUAAUUUGAAAUCUUCCCCGACAUCCUUGUACAUGAUUUUAUACAUGUAUAAUUAUGUAAAUGUAUAUUUUAUUUAUAAGUUAAUCAUACACACUUGAUAACCAUUAACUAACUUUCUUCCAACAGCAGUCGGGUAUGAAUAGCUUCUAAACUUUUCAUAAAAAUUCCAAACUAUAUUAUAAAUUGUGAUACUUUAUCUAUAUCGAAUAAAUUUACUAUCUGUUACUAUACUUUAAGGUUUAAAAUAAUAUACAUGACACAUGUUAUAUCUUGUUUUCGUAUUUUAUUAAAC
Messenger RNA from Spodoptera exigua (beet armyworm), 2497 nucleotides. NCBI's taxonomy places the organism in Eukaryota, Metazoa, Arthropoda, Insecta, Lepidoptera, Noctuidae. The record is from the annotation of a GenBank genome assembly.